This is a messenger RNA of Procambarus clarkii (red swamp crayfish), 4203 nucleotides long. It is a transcript of the gene su(r), whose product is annotated as dihydropyrimidine dehydrogenase su(r). Gene Ontology annotation, cellular component: cytosol; cytoplasm. The record is from RefSeq and is a predicted model, not a curated record. Gene Ontology annotation, molecular function: iron-sulfur cluster binding; uracil binding; NADP binding. Gene Ontology annotation, biological process: thymine catabolic process; uracil catabolic process. NCBI's taxonomy places the organism in Eukaryota, Metazoa, Arthropoda, Malacostraca, Decapoda, Cambaridae.
AGGGCGAUGUCGUCAGUCGCAGCCGUGCCAGCGAGGAGAGCGGGUGUACGGUGCCGUCCUUCUCCCGUCUAUUAUAACUCGUGGACAGGGAUUCACAGUUAUACUUGGCGACAUGGCUCCCGGACCUCACAGAGAACUAAGUAAAGAUACACCAGACAUUGAGAAUAUAUUGGCCCUCAACCCACGCAUCAGCAGCCAUGCCAGGUUUCAGCCCUCCACUGUCACCAAGGCCGAUAAGAAGAACUGGAAACGGAACAAGUCCAGAAACUGCACUAUCAACUGUAGUUUGGAAAAAAACUUUGACGACAUUAAGCAUACAACUUUGAGUGAAAGAGGUGCUCUUCGUGAGGCUGCUCGAUGCCUCAAGUGUGCUGAUGCACCUUGCCAGAAAUCUUGUCCGACACAGCUUGACAUCAAGCAGUUCAUCUCUUGCAUUGCUAAUAAGAAUUACUAUGGGGCGGCCAAGAUGAUUUUCUCAGACAAUCCACUGGGACUGACGUGUGGGAUGGUGUGUCCAACUAGUGACCUCUGUGUAGGUGGAUGUAACCUCUAUGCCAGUGAGGAAGGUCCCAUAAAUAUUGGUGGCUUACAGCAGUUUGCAACAGAUAUAUUCCGUCAGAUGAAUAUUCCCCAAGUUCGGCCACCAAAUUUACCAGCAGACCUUCCAGAGAGCUACGAUGCAAAGAUUGCUCUUAUUGGGUGUGGACCAGCCUCAAUAUCAUGUGCAACCUUCUUGGGACGUCUUGGCUAUCACAACAUUGAUGUCUUUGAGAAGAACAGUUAUGUUGGAGGUUUGAGUUCUUCUGAAAUCCCACAAUACAGACUCCCUUUUGAAGUGGUUAAUUUUGAAGUGGACCUUAUGAAAGAUCUUGGAGUGAAAGUACAUCAUGGUCGUCAGCUCUCUCAGUCUGAUAUAACGAUUAAGGGCCUACAGCAAGAGGGAUACGAGGCCAUAUUUGUUGGCAUUGGCCUUCCUCAGCCUAAAAAAAUUGGCAUAUUUGCCGAUCUUAACAUUGACAUGGGCUUCUACACAAGUAAAGAUUUUUUGCCUCUGGUGACAGCAGCUAGUAAACCAGGAAUGUGUGCUUGCAAGGCCCAGCUGCCAUCUGUAAAGGGUGUGGUGCUCGUUCUGGGAGCUGGAGACACUGCCUUUGAUUGUGCUACAUCUGCUCUGCGCUGUGGGGCAAAACGUGUCUUUGUUGUUUUCAGGAAAGGAUUUACAAAUAUUCGGGCUGUUCCUGAAGAGAUGGAACUUGCACGUGAUGAAAUGUGCGAAUUCCUGCCAUUUUUGUCACCGCGUGAAGUGAUCGUGAAGAAUGGAAGAGUUGCAGGCAUGGAGUUUGUGCGCACAUAUCAAAACGAUGAUGGGUCCUGGAUUGAUGACGAAGAUCAGACACUCAAACUGAAGUGCGACUUCAUAAUCUCUGCCUUUGGUUCUGGCCUUUCAGAUGCAGAUAUUCAUUCAGCUUUGGCACCAGUGAAAUUGAACCGAUGGGGUCAGCCAGAGGUGGACGAGCAAACGAUGAGUACAAGCGAACCCGGUGUCUUCUGCGGGGGAGACAUUGCGGGUGUGGCUGAAACCUCUGUUGAAAGUGUCAAUGAUGGAAAGACAGCUGCUUGGCAUAUUCAUAAAUAUCUACAGUCUCUCCAUGGCCUCUUUGUUCCUGAGACGCCACAGCUGCCAAAGUUUUACACUCCCAUUGAUGAGGUGGACAUCUCUAUUACAAUAUGUGGUAUUAAAUUCCCAAAUCCCUUUGGCCUGGCAUCUGCUCCACCAACGACAGCUGCACCUAUGAUGCGUAGAGCAUAUGAGGCUGGCUGGGGCUUCUGUGUCAGCAAGACAUUUGCUCUUGAUAAGGACAUCGUAACUAAUGUAUCACCUCGUAUAGUGCGAGGAACAACUUCGGGUCACAUAUAUGGUCCUGGCCAAGGUUCCUUCCUCAACAUAGAGCUCAUCUCUGAAAAAACAUGUGCCUAUUGGCUACAGAGCAUUAGUGAGCUUAAGAGAGACUUCCCAGAUAAGGUGCUUAUUGCCAGCAUCAUGUGCAGUUUUAAUGCUGAAGACUGGACUGAACUAGCCAAGAGGGCUGAAGAGGCAGGAUCUGAUGCUCUCGAGCUGAACUUGUCGUGUCCACAUGGUAUGGGCGAGCGUGGAAUGGGUCUAGCAUGCGGCCAGGAUCCAGAACUGGUUCGAGAUAUCUGCCGGUGGGUACGCGCUGCAGUUUCAAUUCCCUUCUUUGCAAAGCUCACGCCCAAUGUGACCAACAUUGUUGCCAUUGCUAAGGCUGCGUAUGAAGGUGGAGCAGAUGGUGUAACUGCAACCAACACAGUAUCUGGCUUAAUGGGUCUUCUACCAGAUGGUUCAGCCUGGCCAUCUGUUGGCAAGGAGAAGAGAACGACCUAUGGAGGAGUAUCAGGUAAUGCAAUUCGUCCCAUUGCUCUGCGAGCUGUAACGGCCAUUGGUCGAGCUUUGCCCGACUUUCCUAUCCUUGCCACAGGCGGCAUAGAUUCUGCAGAGGCUGGUCUCCAGUUCCUGUUAGGUGGUGCAUCAGCACUACAGGUAUGCAGUUCCGUGCAGAACCAGGACUUCACAGUGAUUGAGGAUUAUAUUCUUGGCCUUAAGGCUUUGCUUUAUCUGAACUCACUGGAGUCCAAGAAGAACUGGAUUGGUCAGUCUCCUCCAACCCCUCAGCACCAGGUUGGGAAGCCUAUAGUGCAACUUAGCAGUAUUGUUGGCAAGGGUCUUGCCAACUUUGGUCCAAAUAGGGAGGAGAAAGAGAAGGCAAUCGCCGAGCAUAAAAUUCAGAUAGACAUUUUGAAGCCAGAUCCUGCCCCCCGCACCAUUGACACCCCCAAAAAUGGAAUCCCAUCAAUUCAAGCCAUGGUGGGUAAAGCCCUACCCAUGGUUGGAACAUACGGAGACCUGGAUAACAAGCAACAGAAGGUCGCUCUCAUUGACGAAGAAAUGUGCAUCAACUGUGGAAAAUGUUACAUGACCUGUAAUGAUUCUGGUUAUCAAGCAAUCACCUUUGACCCCAAGACUCAUUUGACAAAAGUUACAGAUGAUUGUACAGGAUGCACACUGUGUGUGUCAGUCUGCCCCAUUAUUGACUGUAUCAGAAUGGUUGAGCGUCAGGGUCCCUACAUUCCAAAACGAGGCAUACCUCUGGGCACGGGAGUUGUGCCCCGCAUUCCUUCGGUGGCUCCUGUUGAACUCUCUUCUGCAUGAUGACUUGAAAUAGUGUAUGUAAAGUCUGUUUGCUGUUAAGUUUGUCUAAAAUUAUUUACAAUUUUUAAAAUUAUUUAAAACUGUUAAAAGUACGGUAUAUAUAUGUUAAAUACUAUAAAUUCAGAUAUAUAUGUACUAAUUAGUGAAAUUCACAAUGUAAACUCUUGACAAAAUGAUGUGGUAAUGAAUUCAGUUUUCAGUAGGCAGUCAAUGUCGACAUGUCCAAGGGUAGGCACUUAAUUGAUGCAUUCCAUUGUUAUCUAAACUACUCUACUGUAUGUAUAUCAAACGAGUGUUUGAUUUUUUAGUGCAUAUUCUACGUUUAGGAAUUAAGAGGCAGUGCAUAUAAUUUCAUCUCUAUCUUAUCUAUCCACUAUGUAACAAAUUUAAUUUUUUUCCCCCUGGAUAGUUAUUUUCCAACUCCUUAUGCUGCCAAAGUAUAGAAAAUGGCUAUUAUUCCCUCUCAAACUUUAUUUUGACCUGUAUCUUAGACAGCUUAGGAAUGUCGUCUUGAAGACUGCCGACUCCUAGAGUUUACCAGGAGGCAAAAAAUUGUUACGUAGUGUUAUAUUUUGUAGCACUUUGUAUUUAUAAACAAAACCAAAGUAUGGCACUUGGCUUCUAGCUGGACAAAGGUGACUUAAUCACCUGUCGACGGGUUAUAUGGUUAAUAUAUUUUAUGAAGGUGUCACCUUGGUGUGAUUUUCUUGUCACAAAAAAACAAAUUUACAACUUUUAGGUCAAAGUUCUCAUGGCUUUAAAAACCAGUUCUAUAUAAAUCGUAGAAUUUCAACAGAAUACUAUUUUAUCGGCUAACCUAAAUUUAUAAAAUAUACUUACAAGUUAAUAAGUAUACCAAAAUAUUUUAUAUUGUAUUCUGAAUCCCAUCAGGAAACUAAACUGUACAUUAACAUUCCCAGCUGUUAGUUAAUGUUUAGUAGUAAAAAUAAAUAAAUAAAUAUACUGCAUUAUGA